This is a messenger RNA of Doryrhamphus excisus (bluestripe pipefish), 2536 nucleotides long. It is a transcript of the gene pabpc4, whose product is annotated as poly(A) binding protein, cytoplasmic 4 (inducible form). Gene Ontology annotation, molecular function: RNA binding. NCBI's taxonomy places the organism in Eukaryota, Metazoa, Chordata, Actinopteri, Syngnathiformes, Syngnathidae. The record is from RefSeq and is a predicted model, not a curated record.
GUCACAUUUCCUCCACGCGCAGCAGAGGGUGUAUAAAGUGGCCACGCUUACCCAAUGCAGUCUCUUUCUACAGCCAUCAAACCACCGUGAGUGUUCAACUCACUGUUCUCGAAAAACUUAAAAAUACAUAAAAAAUAUAAAACAUUAGAAAACCUUCAUAAAAAGAAACGAAGUGUUACAAUUAAGCCGAUAUAAGCGAAAAAAAAAUAGCAAAAUUGUAAGGAAAAAGAGACCGACAGUCUUUGGAAAAAAAAGAAGAAAUACUUUUUUUCUGGUUGACAUUUUUUUUGUGGCAGCACGUCUUCGUAGUUUGCCGCCUGAGAUAUGAACACUGCAGCGGGGAGUUAUCCCAUGGCUUCUCUCUACGUUGGCGACCUGCACCCAGACAUCACGGAGGCCAUGUUGUAUGAGAAAUUCAGCCCAGCUGGACCGGUGUUGUCCAUUCGGGUCUGCCGGGACAUGAUCACCCGUCGGUCCUUGGGAUACGCUUAUGUCAACUUCUCACAGCCAGCGGACGCUGAGCGAGCCUUGGACACCAUGAACUUUGACGUAGUGAAAGGAAAGCCAAUCAGAAUCAUGUGGUCCCAAAGAGAUCCCUCCCUCAGGAAGUCCGGAGUGGGCAACGUCUUCAUCAAGAACCUUGACAAGUCCAUUGAUAACAAAGCCCUAUAUGACACAUUCUCUGCCUUUGGAAACAUCCUCUCCUGCAAGGUUGUGUGUGAUGAAAAUGGCUCCAAGGGCUACGCCUUUGUCCACUUUGAGACCCAGGAUGCCGCUGACCGAGCCAUUGAGAAGAUGAACGGCAUGCUACUGAAUGACCGCAAGGUGUUUGUGGGUCGCUUCAAAUCUCGCAAGGAACGGGAGGCUGAGCUUGGUGCCAAAGCUAAGGAGUUCACCAAUGUCUACAUCAAGAACUUUGGGGAUGAUAUGGAUGAUGAGCGUCUUAAGGAGCUUUUUGACAAAUACGGCAAAACACUUAGUGUGAAGGUGAUGAUGGACCCCACAGGCAAAUCCAGAGGCUUUGGAUUUGUCAGUUAUGAGAAGCAUGAGGACGCUAACAAGGCUGUAGAGGACAUGAAUGGCACAGAACUCAACGGCAAGACUGUGUUUGUGGGACGCGCUCAGAAAAAAAUGGAACGGCAGGCAGAGCUGAAGCGCAAGUUUGAGCUGCUAAAACAGGAAAGGAUCAGCCGCUAUCAGGGUGUUAAUCUUUACAUCAAGAAUCUCGAUGACACCAUCGAUGAUGAAAAACUGCGCAAAGAAUUCACUCCAUUUGGGUCCAUUACAAGUGCCAAGGUGAUGCUGGAGGAGGGUCGCUCCAAGGGCUUUGGCUUUGUUUGCUUUUCUUCCCCGGAGGAGGCCACCAAAGCCGUGACUGAGAUGAACGGACGCAUUGUUGGUUCCAAACCACUCUAUGUGGCCCUCGCUCAGCGCAAAGAGGAGCGCAAAGCCCAUCUCACCAACCAGUACAUGCAACGCAUCGCUGGAAUGAGGGCCAUGCCAGCCAACGCCAUCAUUAACCAGUUCCAGCCCACGAGUGGCUACUUCAUGCCAGCUGUGCCGCAGGCCCAGAAUAGAACAACGUACUAUGCACCCAAUCAACUGGCCCAAAUGCGACCCAACCCUAGGUGGCAACAACAAGGUGGUAGAGGUCAAGGUGGUUUCCAGGGGAUGCCCAGCUCGCUCCGUCAACCGGGUCCUCGUGCCAACCUGAGGCACAUGUCUCCAAGCAGCACACAGGGCCCACGAGGUGCAGGCCAGGGCAUUGCUCCUCGCCCGUCAAUGGGGGUACCAGGCCCCCGUGCCAUGCCGCCUUACAAAUAUGCCACCGGUGUGCGCAACCCUAAUCCUCCAGUGGUGCAGCCUAUUGCCUUACAGCAGACUCAGCCAGCUGUGCAUGUUCAGGGCCAAGAGCCACUCACAGCUUCCAUGUUGGCUUCUGCACCACCACAGGAGCAGAAGCAGAUGCUGGGGGAACGUCUAUUCCCGCUGAUCCAGGCCAUGCAUGCCAACCUUGCAGGAAAGAUCACCGGCAUGCUGCUCGAGAUCGACAACUCAGAACUGUUGCAUAUGCUGGAGUCUCAUGAAUCAUUGCGUUCAAAGGUGGAAGAAGCUGUUGCAGUGCUGCAAGCCCACCAAGCAAAAAAGGAUGCAACUCAGAAAGUGGGCAGCAUGGUUAAUACUGGUGCUGCUGCCACUUCCUGAAUACUGAAUUCAAACUGGCUGGACGACCCAGCCAAGAUCUGGAAAGACAUGCUACACUGACACCAAGAAAGUUCUGCACAGUUGUGCAAAAAAAUAAAUGGAUAAAAAGAGGAAAAAAUAUAUUUGAAAACAUACUUGAAUAUUUCAGGAGAAAGUGAAAGGUAAUUAUUUUCUAACUAAUAAACUGCAUAUCAAACACAAUGCAGACCUCAAGGAAAAUGACUCUCUUUUAUUUCUUUGCUUGAAAGUGUAUUGUUUAAUUUUAACUGACAAAUUCCUGUAGGCCUUUGGCUUUGUAGCAUUCUCAAUAAAGAAAUGAUAUCAACGAAAA